This is a messenger RNA of Oncorhynchus nerka (sockeye salmon), 1656 nucleotides long. It is a transcript of the gene ankrd34c, whose product is annotated as ankyrin repeat domain 34C. Lineage: Eukaryota; Metazoa; Chordata; Actinopteri; Salmoniformes; Salmonidae. The transcript has a single exon. Bases 59 to 1618 code for a protein of 519 amino acids. The record is from RefSeq and is a predicted model, not a curated record. Gene Ontology annotation, molecular function: protein binding.
GCAGGUUGUGACUGCCUUUCACCACUGAGGGAGGGCGCUAUCUGUGGUUGUCUUGGAGAUGAUGGCAGACAUACUGGAGCUGCGGACAGACGGGAAUUCGCUUCUGAAAGCGGUAUGGCUCAGACGCCUGCGGCUCACCAGGCUCCUGCUUGAGGGGGGUGCCUAUAUUAAUGAGAGCAACGAGCGAGGAGAGACACCGCUCAUGGUGGCCUGCAUGUCCAAACACAGCGACCCGCAGAGUGUCAGCAAGGCAAAGCUGGUCAAGUACCUGCUGGAUAAUAAGGCUGACCCUAACAUCCAGGACAAAGCAGGCCGGACAGCCCUGAUGCACGCCUGUAGCCAGAGGGCGGGACAUGAGGUGGUGUCCCACCUGUUGACCAAUGGGGCUGACCCAAGUCUGGAAGACAGGAGCGGGGCUUCUGCUUUGGUCUAUGCAGUCAAUGUUGAUGAUAAGGAGACCCUAAAGGUUCUCCUAGAUGCAUGUAAGGCCAAGGGCAAAGAAGUAAUCAUUAUCACCACAGACAAGUCACCCUCUGGCACCAAAACCACCAAGCAGUACCUUAAUGUCCCCCCUUCCCCAGAGCUAGAGGAUAGGUGCUCCCCUGCAUUCUGCACCACUCCCUCUGACAUUGAGCUCAACACCUCCCCCUCACCUAACUCAGCCGAGCAGCACAACACUAUCUUCAGUUUCCAGACAAAGUUGAAAUCAUCAUCCAGCACAGCAGCAAAGCUUCCCAAUGGGCCAACCUCUCCCACACGGCGACCAGCCAACCCCAAGCGUGCUCGUUUACCCCAGCUGAAGCGUCUGCAGUCAGAGCCGUGGGGGCUGAUCGCUCCCUCCGUCCUGGCUGCAGCCCACGAGGAGAGUAAGAGAGCCACCUCUGAGGAGGUUGUCACAGGCGUCAAUGGACUUGCUCUGUCCAAGAGAUCGACUAUGUCUCGACAAAACAGUGUGGAUGGCAAGGAUGUGUUGUUCCCACAAAUGUCAUCCUCAUUGUCUGUCCCUCUAACUUCCAAAUCGGCCUAUGAGAGGUCUCUGUGUCAGCACCAGCCCCUGGCCCGGCGUAGCACCGUCCCUGCAGACCAGGACAGUAGCAGCAACAGUGUGCCAGCUAGCUUGAGAGACCCGGUCUACAGGAGACGGCUGGGCACUGACCACUAUGACUCAGACUCCCAGCUGUACUCAGACUCUGGCAUGCUGGACUCUCCUAAGGUUCCUCUAGAGAGGAGGAAACUCAACACAUCUCCAUUAGCCAUGCUGACCAGCUCCAGGGAGUCCCUAGACAGCAAUGCCAGCACGUCAUCACCUAGCACAGCACGUCGCCGCGCACCAGGCCUCUUGGAGAGGCGAGGCUCGGGGACUCUGCUGCUGGACUACAUUUCCCAUACCCGGCCUGGCCAUCUACCCCCACUGAACGUCAACCCCAACCCUCCUAUCCCAGACAUCGGAGCCAGCAGCAAGCCCUCAUCCCCUCUUGCCUCAGGUUUUAUAUCAAUAGCUCCAGUAGCACCAAACUCACCAAAGAGAGGCCAGCUCAAGUCAAAAAAAAAACUUGUAAGGAGGCACUCUAUGCAAGUGGAGCAAAUGAAGCAGCUCUCUGCUUUUGAGGAGCUGUAGUGGACUCAUUGUUUGUAGAUGUAGCAAUGUUAACAUAA